UUCCUUUUUACCUUUUUGUUCAGUUUGCCUUGAUUGUUCCUUGCCCGUGAGUGGAUCUUUACUGAGAAAAGAAUGCAAAACUCAUGUUAUAUCUCUCUCUGGUCUCAGAGAUCGAAUCAUGGCAGAUUAUGAGGACUAUGAGGUUGUAACUUUUCCAGACUUCAAAGAAUUCACCUGUCAAUUUGAAAAAAAAGAAGAAAAAGGCAAAGGCAAAUCUGAUCCCAAUAUCCAUCAAAAAAAAAAAGCAAACUCGUUGUUCUCAAACUGUGACUAUUGCCCUCAACCCCCUUUGUCCACCCUUGCCCUCUCUAUGUCCAACUCUACCUUUGCCCCUGUUUGCCCCCUUGCCCUUGAAGUUCACGGAUCUUACCCAUGUUGGAAAUGGAUCCCUGAGACACAGCUUUGUGAACAGGAACGAAAUGAAUUUUCUCUCAAUGGACAGUCGUUGUUAGAGCGCUACAACAAAAUUAAGGGUACAAAUUUUGAAUUUGUGAGACUUGUGAAGAUCCAGUUGAUUCCCAGUAGUGGAAUAACGUAUUUUAUUCAAUUCGAGGCCAAGCCCAACAGUAUUGAGUACACUCUAAAAACCUUUGAAGGUUCCAUGUUCAAGUCUUAUGUCCAUUCUAAUAGUAGAUUGUGGCCCAUGUCUUGUAAACUAUUAUGCCCCAAUUCUCAACGGUAUGUGCUUCCUGGACCUAGCGUGUGGACAAUAUAA
Molecule: messenger RNA, 715 nt
Organism: Quercus robur (English oak)
Lineage: Eukaryota; Viridiplantae; Streptophyta; Magnoliopsida; Fagales; Fagaceae
Exons: 3
Coding region: 119-715 (198 amino acids)
Source: RefSeq, a predicted model, not a curated record